Molecule: messenger RNA, 7468 nt
Organism: Xiphias gladius (swordfish)
Lineage: Eukaryota; Metazoa; Chordata; Actinopteri; Istiophoriformes; Xiphiidae
Gene: arhgap23b
Product: Rho GTPase activating protein 23b
Exons: 23
Coding region: 418-4899 (1493 amino acids)
Biological process (GO): signal transduction
Molecular function (GO): protein binding
Source: RefSeq, a predicted model, not a curated record
CUGAAGCAGGGAAGACAGGAGCGUUCACUGCAGAAAUGAAGGGAUACAUGGUCCUAUGAUAUAUUCUCUCCUUCUGUGUUAGUUGAAAAGAAAGAGGAUUACACAAAGGUUGUAGUCAGAAAGAGGGUCAAAAGAAGGCGAAGAAAAAUAGUGUGUUUCCAAGAGCAAACGUUUCAGAGGACGGUGCUGUCAGAUAGGAGGAGAAGGAGGAAGAGGUGAUGUGUGUGCGUGGGUGGGUUUGAAACCCACCAGCAAAGCAAGUCAUAUGACACUAAUGUGUGUGUGUGUGUGUGUGUGGAUGUGUGUGUGAAGUGACUCCUCACCAUCAAAAUUCCACCAUCAUCUACAAAGAACCACUUUCAGGUUUCAAAAGACAUGCUGAGGACCAGGAGCCAGCCAAAGUCCUGCUGAAGAACCAUGGCCCAGGCUAAAGGGCUGAGAGAUGGCAUGGUGUCGUCCAAUGAGAAAAGGUGCCGGCCACUGUCAUCAGGUGAUGUGGAGGGGGUGUCAUGGCAGGGCCCGCGGACCAUUUUCCUCCGGAAGAGCGCACAGGGAUUUGGCUUCACUCUGCGCCACUUCAUUGUCUACCCACCAGAAUCCUCCCUCCACAGCCUCAAGGAUGAAGAGAAUGGAAAUAGCACUGGAACAGUAGGUUGUCAGCGAUCUCGUUUGGAGCCAAUGGACACCAUCUUUGUGAAAAGUGUCAAAGAAAAUGGCCCUGCCCAACAAGGUGGACUGUGUACAGGGGACAGGCUGGUGAAGGUGAAUGGGGAAAGCAUUCUUGGGAAAACGUACUCUCAGGUGAUCACACUAAUCCAAAACAGUGAAAACAUUCUGGAGCUCUCUAUUAUGCCAAGAGAUGAGGAUGUGUUGCAGUUGGUAAGUGCGUACUCCGAGGAUGCCUACCUGAAAGGCAAUGAGCCAUAUUCAGGCAAGGCCCAGAACCUCCCUGGGCCUCCGCCUCUCUGUCAUCCUUCCACUAACCCCGGUUCCACAGUCCCCCAGCCCAGCUACAACUUCCACAGUCUCCUGGACAACUGGCAGUGCCGAUCUGGCCACACCACCUCACUGGAUAACCACGCCCCUGCUGCUUCUAACCCAACCUCUGGCUGGCCCGGGAGUCCUGAGGAUUCCAGUGGCCACUUUCCCCUGUCAGGGAGGCACUAUGGCCGUUGCUCUUCAGCCAUCAGCGCACUAGACUUUCACUUUGCUAACCACAACGCUGCCAUUGUCUCUGCAACACUGCCUCCAACAAGGAAGAGCAGCCUACCAACCUCUGCCAGCACCCAUGCCGACACCCUCUGCCACCAGGCUCUGUCUGAGUGGUACUACAGCCAGGCUGAGGCUGCAGAGCGCAUGUCCCCCUGCUCGAGUAUUUCUCGGGAUUGUUUAGCGGAGCUGGGGUUGGCACUCAGCCCUGGACCCACAUCUGUCCCCACAGCGUCUUCAGAGAAACGCAGAAGAGAAACCCUCCUUUACCACCACCGGGCAGCUGCUGCAUCCCAUGAUUCCUGUUGGCUAGGUGGCUUGGGUGGUGUAUCCGGACCAGGAAGCCGGUCGUGCUCAGAGGGCCUGCUUGCAGCUUAUGCCAAAUAUGAGCACAACUAUGGGCGUUCUGUGGAAACGCUGGCACAAGCCUCAUCACUGGUCUUACCACGAUUUGAAAACACUUCACAAAGCUCCCAAAUGACAAAAUUCAGCAAGCAGAUAGACCAGAAAGCCUCAGCAGGGCAUCAGCACCAAACCACAGUGACAUCCCCCAUCACAGCCUCCUUCACAGUGCUUCCCAGUAGUAGGCAGUCAGGUCAGCAGGUAGCUGAACCCCAAACAAGGCGAGUAAAAGAUGAAAAGCUGUUGGGCUACAAAAGCCAGAGUCCUUCUUUAUCCCACAAAGUUAGCCACCUCCUCCAGCAGUUCCAUUCCUUCAGAGAGCCCAGCUACAAUAGCCCCCACCUCAACUGGAGCACCGGCAGCAGGAGCAGCCCUGCAGAUAGUGAGGGAGGGGUGGUACCUAGGCCCCAGUCCACACCUGCCUUGUCUGGGUCAGAGGAGGAGAGAUCCCAGCUGGGUGAGGACAGGGAGAUCAUCUCUCCCAUCUCUCUGAAUCAAGAGGUGGUCCUUAGGCAGAAACCACCUUCAGGCCACCGGAUCCACGUUCAGGCUCUUCGACAUCCCCACUACACCACACAUCAGGAGUCACCAGAGCCCCCUGGUUUGACACCUUCACCAGGGACCCCCUCUCCUGUCUCUGUGGGGCCUUGCCCCAACCGCAGGGCCAGUGGUAGCCUGGCACAGCAUGCAUAUGACUCUUUGUCCUCUAUUCCCUUCAUAGGUAGUAUUAAAGGUCGUCGGUCCUCUUACCUGCUGGCCAUCACCACUGAGAGAUCCAAGUCCUGUGAUGAGGGGCUCAACACCUUCAGGGAAGAAAGCCGUGUCUUCUCCAAACUACCAAAAAGGGUCAAGAGCUUUUUCACUGAUGGGUCCCUGGAGAGCCUGCGAGCUCAGGAGGAGGCUCGGUCCAAGCGCCACUCCACCUCUGAACUGGGAACCAUCACUUUUAGUGACGUUCGCAAGGAGGGCUGGCUACACUACAAACAGAUCCUCACAGAGAAGGGAAAGAAAGUUGGUGGUGGCAUGCGGCCAUGGAAACACGUUUUCUCUGUGCUUCGUUCCAAUUUACUCUUCCUCUACAAGGACAAGCGAGAGGCGGUCCUUCAUGGGGCAGGGGCGGGGCCCGGCCAGAAUGAGCAUCCCCCAGUCAGCAUCUACGGCUGCCUGAUUGACAUCGCCUACAGUGAAACCAAGCGUAAGCACGCCCUGAGGCUCACCACGCAAGACUUCUGUGAGUACCUGCUGCAGGCUGAGGACAGGGAUGACAUGCUGGCCUGGAUCAGGGUCAUCAGGGAGAACAGCAAGACCGACAGUGAGGAGAUUGGUUUCUCAAGACAAGCUCUCAUCAACAAGAAGCUGAAUGAUUACAGAAAACACAGUCUGACAGGUAACAAGCCUGAUUCCUCUCCUAGAGUCCACCGUAUGAUGCCUCCCUUCCUCCUGGCUAAGACUGACAACACCUUAGUGAACCGCGCCUCCAGAACUGAUGACAACAAGGCACUGUGGGGCAUCAACAUCAUGAAGAAAGCCAAGAAGACGGGCAGUCCAAAGGCUUUUGGUGUGCGCCUGGAGGACUGUCAGCCUGCUGUCAACCAUAAAUUUGUCCCUCUGAUAGUGGAGAUGUGUUGUGGCGUGGUGGAGGCAACGGGUUUGGAAUACACCGGCAUCUACCGGGUGCCUGGGAACAACGCCAUGGUGUCCAACCUUCAGGAGCAUCUAAACAAGGGCAUGGACAUCAACACUGCAGAGGAGAGAUGGCAGGACCUGAAUGUAAUUAGCAGCCUGCUUAAAUCAUUCUUCCGAAAACUGCCUGAGCCUCUGUUUACUGAUGACAAAUACAGUGAUUUCAUUGAUGCCAACCGGAUAGAAGACGCAGAGGACAGACUGAAGACCAUGAAGAAACUAAUCCAUGACCUCCCAGAUUACUAUUACCACACCCUCAAAUUCCUGGUGGGCCACCUCAAGAGGGUGGCAGAUAACUCUGAAAAGAAUAAGAUGGAGCCAAGAAACUUAGCUCUGGUGUUUGGUCCCACUUUGGUGAGGACGUCAGAGGACAACAUGACCGACAUGGUCACUCACAUGCCUGACCGCUACAAAAUAGUGGAGACACUUAUCCUGCAUUAUGACUGGUUCUUCAGUGAUGGAGAGCUUGAUAAGGAAGAGGAGGCUCCAGAGGAUAAGCGGGACAUGCAGCCUGUGCCCAACAUUGACCAUCUGCUGUCCAACAUUGGCAGGCCGGGCAUGCCAGGAGAGGCAUCAGAUUCCACCACCAGUGAUUCACUUAAGUCAAAGCAUUCUUUGGGCUCCAAAAAAGACUUGAACGCCAGAGACUUCCUGCCCAAGUCCAUCAUCUCUGCUGUGACCCGCAAACGUAAAAAAAGCCUCAGUACCCAUUUGCUGGGCAGCAGCGCCGACGAGGACUCUGAGCAUGAGCCAGUCAAAGCCAGCAGCUACAGGGGAGGGGGGGGGGUGUGUGGCGAAGAGGAAGAUGAUAGAGGAGAGGAAGAAGCAGCCAAGGGAGAACAUAUCAUUCCUAAAAAAGAAAAAUGGGAUGAAAAGGGAAAUGGGUUGAAAGAUGGAGAGGCCCAGGAGGGAAAUGAUUCACUGGUAGGAGGAAAAGAGGCUGAAAAGGACGUGAAGAAAAAAACAGGCAAUGGCACAACAAUUUUUGAAAGGGAGCACAGGGAUAGAAUGACUUUGCCGGGUACUCCACUGCAGGUUCGCCCAAACAGCUUUCUCCACUCACACCAUCAAAUCCAUGCCACAUACCCAAGACCUGUGAUUAAUCCUCUUUCCCACUUGAGACCUGACAAUCUGGCAAGAGAACGCACCAUGGUCCCUUUCUGGAUUUCUCCCGACAGGCUUCCCAGCCUCUACCAGGCUUCCAGCUUUCAUGGGACACAGCAGCCAGACUGGAACCAACUAGCACCAGUCCGCUACAGGAAGACCAGAGGUGGGAGGACGAAGGCUAUGUCCAUGAACCUGGACCUUGAGCUAGGCAGGAAUGAGGACAGAGUCAGAGGGUGGAGAGCAGAGAGGGUGGAGGUGAUCAGAGUCAUUGAGGGUCAGCAUGAAUGUGUUGUGGUUCCUCAGGGAUCAAUUGUAGGCCCCAAGGCAAUUCGGCAAAUAGAUCCUCUCCCUAGUCUUGCCCAGAGGGCUCUCCCUCUCCCCUCCUCAGCACGGAUAGAUCAGAGCUUCCCAGGAUCUUCCACUGUGGUUCUGAGGAGAUCGGCCCUGGAUCCGCGGGACAAGAUGAGAGCGUGGCGUCGACAUACAGUGGUAGUUUAACUUGACUGUUUCAUCUGCUAAUGCAGAACCAAGUAUUUGCCAUUUACUCACUAACACUGGAUUAUCUGUGUCACUGUUUCUAAAACCAAGUGUCCGUCAUGGACAAUUCUUUGACACUGUGAACAUCUGUUGAGUUUCAUUCCAAAAUUAGAUCAUCACCAUUGGAAACCUUUGAAACUCACUCUGAAAACAACACAGAAAUUCUACUGUUCAGCUACUUUUGAAGCUGUUUUGAUCCUUUACUUACGAAAUGACUGUAGAUGUAAUUAUCAAUGUCUUUAUAUACUUUGCAAAGAGUAUCGGAUUGAAUACAGGGAAUUUUGAACCUGGUAUUUCCUUUGAAAUUCUCGCCAAAAUCUGAACAUGUCUCUGAGAGAAAAUACCUGCGGAACCCAGAAUUUAGAAAUAAGGCACAGUUACACCAGAAAUUGGCACAGUGAAGUUCAUCCUUGAGUCCCUGUGAAAUAGGUGGUGCUAGAAGCUUGGUGACGUAGUGUGUACUUGCAAGACCGAGUUGGUGAACUAUUGUAGCUUGCAAGCUAACAGCUCACAAGCUAACCAGCCAGGAACAUGAUAGCUUUAGUCAGUCACAAUAAUUCUCUGAGCUAGGUAGCUUGUUACUUGACUGUUAUUACUAACAGUACAAUAUGUUCACACAGUUUAUAACGAUCUACAAAGCAUCCCCUUUCUGUGGAGCAUUUUACUCUUGCAGAGAGGUUGAAUAAAAAUAAACUACAGUAGCUUCCACUGUUCUGGACUUCCCAGACUCUCCAUUCCCUCAAAGGUCAGAAUUCCCAAGAUGGUUUACUAGUGGUCAGUGGUGCAAAUUAAAGUAUUUUGUAGUAGUCUGAAAGUAGUUUGCAGAUUUACUUCACACCUAUGCGAUCCAUCAACAAAUUGCAACAUCUCCGUUUAAAUAAAUUAAUUUUGCUGCAGAAAUUUUUAUUUCAAAUGCUGGUGUGUUUGGGCCUUUACAGCAAUAUAACUGGUAAUACUUCUCAUCUGGCCUAGUUUCCUCCCCUUUUCAUGCUAAUAUGACAAUUUACAGUUUACAUUUUUCAAAAUCUGUAAAUGGACACUAUGCAGAGUGUUCAAGAAGUGCUGCAUUUAGACAUGAUGACCUCCAUAUCAAAAAAGAGGGCUUUGGCUUUGUGUUUUUCCAUACAAAGAUGGUGUAUGUUUAAGAGGAAUUGUUUUGAUUAAGUAUCUAUACUUCUUAUUGAAAAUCAAACUUCCUUAAUGGCGAGAAAUCCAGGGAAUGAUAUAUUCCUAGGAAUUAAUCCUUCUAAAAUGACAAAAUGACCUUAAACCCUAAUGAACAUCAGUUAAAGCCACCGUGUGAUUAAAACAUCUUUCAAAUUAUUCUGAUGAAGUUGUAGAAAAUUUGAACAAUCCUGGUGAAUUGGUGCAGUCAUUGUUUUACAGUGUCAAAGCAAGGAAGUUUGCAGUCCUAAACAUAGUAGCUUUAACAUAUAUUUUUUAAAGUUUUGGAAUUAAACCCUUCAAUUGUAAACUUAAAUUGAUGAAUGAUGAUAAUAAAUAAGGAGAAAAAAAUUAGAGAAAGAAAGCACUAAACAUUUGAAAUUCAACUCCAGAGCCCAUUUGCUGAUGAUCCAGCUAACCUUCACCGGCAAACAAUUCAGCAGAGUCAUCGGCAAUGAUUUUCUUUUUUCAAUCGACUGUGCUGUUGGUGUCUCCCCCCACUGGAUUUCACUCAUGAUAUCUUUGAUGGUAUCCACAUGGGCAAAUAUCACUGUGCACUAAUGCCGUUUCAGUUUACUUCUCAACCCUUUACUCUCUUCCACAUCCUUCUGUGGACUUACAGGGAACUUCAGUGAUCCAUAGGAGCAAAACAAACUCUCUCUCUGGACAAUGUGACUUGACACUUCCAUGGUCUAAAACAUGCAUGCAUGGAGUCAGUGACAUAUAAAAAUAUGCAAAGCGUAAAUGUCCAACACAAGCUUGUUGUACUUCCCUUUGUGUGUGUGUGUUUCGGAGAGAUAGGCCAGAGUUUUGAGGAUACUGACGCUUGUUUAAUCAGAGACUGUUUUUUAGGCAGCUAUGUGAAGUCAUGCCAAAAUUCUUUAUUGUUCUAUUUGGGUAGUUGUACAGUAUGAACAGUAUGGAAACGUGGUGAGCCAACACAGAGAACUUUAGUGUUACUCCAGCUGAUACAUUAUAUUAGUUUUAUAAAGAUAGCAUUGUCAUUGGAGAAGAUUAAAGUGGGCAAAUAACCUCUUUAAAUCCAAACCUUACCUAGUCUUACCUGAGUGAUAUUUUUGCAUUUUUCCUGUUCACAUUUUCAGUGUUUUGCUCCCUUCCCUGAACUUUAGAGUAUGAAAAAACAAAAUGGAGUUGAACCCAACUGUAAUGCCAACCACUGUCGUGCAACCAGACUCCGUGUUGGUCAAAGUCAUAUUUUAAUUCAGUCUUUCCUUCUCUCUAUCUGUGCCCUUGUGCAUGUACUAUUUUAUAACAGUUGUACAAAGCCUUGUUAAGUUAACCUGUGUAUAUAAAUAUUAUAAAUAAUAUAAUAAAUUAUUUGUUUUGGAAAUCAUUCUGUACGUAU